Messenger RNA from Macroventuria anomochaeta, 1096 nucleotides. Its product is annotated as NAD(P)-binding protein. The transcript has a single exon. Lineage: Eukaryota; Fungi; Ascomycota; Dothideomycetes; Pleosporales; Didymellaceae. Gene Ontology annotation, molecular function: oxidoreductase activity. The record is from RefSeq and is a predicted model, not a curated record. Gene Ontology annotation, cellular component: cytosol. Bases 144 to 761 code for a protein of 205 amino acids.
CCCCUAAAACCACUCCUAGCAUUAGAAAUCAGCUCUAACUUGGGAAGAGAAAGUCACUGCAUUCAAGUACUUUAAAGCAACGUCAGCACCAUCCAUCGUCCAAAAGAUCUUUCAUCCAAAAACCCUUCGAAUCGGCAUUCGCAAUGUCUCUCAAGAACCAGAAUGUUAUCAUCACCGGUGCCUCCAUGGGCAUCGGCGCCACGAUCGCUAAACGCCUUGCCUCCGAAUCCGCCAACUUGAUCCUCUUUGCGCGCUCAGAAGACAAGCUUAAGAACAUUGCCCAAGAAUGUCAAAAGAUCCAAUCAAGCAUCAAGGUUCACACAGCCAGCGUGGACGUCAGCAAUCACGAGCCCCUGAGGAAGGCAAUAUCAAAUGCAGUUAAUGAGCUAGGCCCCAUCGAUGUCCUGAUCAACAACGCAGGUCUCGCCGUCGGUGCGCCGAACAGGUUCCCCGACCUGACAAUAGACCAGAUCACGACCAUGAGCGGCACCAACAUCAACGGAUUCAUGUUCGCUACAUACGCGGCGCUGAAUGAGGGCAAGAUGAAGGAGAGGAACAAGGGCACCAUCCUUAAUGUUACCAGUGUAACGGGUCUCGAAGUCCCUCCCUUCCCUGGCGAGGCAGUUUACCAUGCUAGCAAAGCGUUUCAGGAAGCCUUCAGCAAUGUGCUCAGGACUGAGUUAGUGGGAACAGAUAUCAAGGUGUUGGCAUUGAGGCCGGGAAUUGUUGCGACGAAUUUCCACGAGCUGCGGUAUGUCUAGGUCCUCACAUCCCAACGUCCCCUCUCACUCGUCCUAUGUAUCGAUAUUGACUAACAUCAUUCUAGCGUUGGAUACGACAAGGACGAGUACGACACCUUUAUGGAUGGGUUUGAGCCGCUUAUCGCAGAGGACAUUGCAGAAGGUGCGGUUUUCAUGCUGAACCAGAAGGAAAGGGUCAUGGUCAAGGCGCUGGAUAUCGUGCCUACGGCGCAGAGGAGUUUGCAGGUAAUUGACAAGACGUGGAAUGAGAGGAGUGGGGAUCGGAAGAAGAUGCAGAUGUAAGGGCAGGUAUUCAGCACAUGAACCCGUAAAGAAGCCAUGCAAAAUGACGAUAA